AUGUCCUUCCGCGACUUCGUGUCCACGCAGCGGCCCGAGGCGCUCGAGACCGAGGCGGUCGACGCCCCGCAGAAGCCCGCCGCGCCGCCGGCCGCCUCGACGGCGCUGGCGAAGCUGCCCGCGGCGCGGAAGACGUCGAGCUUCCACAGCUUCGCGGCGCAGCGGUCGCAGCGAGCCGCCCCGGCGUCGACGUGGAUGCAGAGCGCCUGGGCCGACGAGCCCGAGCUCGACGAGGAGACGCGCAAGCUCAAGCACCGCCAGCUCGUCAUCGUGCCGGAGCCGCCGCCGCCGCCGCGCCGCGUCUUCGCGCGCGUGGCCGCGGAGGCCGCGGGCCUCUACGCGACCGUCGACGCCGAGGUCGCCGUCGCCGCGCUGCCCGAGGGCGCGCCCGUCGGGCGCGUCGAGGGCGGGCAACCGUCGGGCGGGCGGCCGUUCGCGUGCUGGGUCGACUGCGACGUCGUCGCCCACUGCGACGUCGACGAGCCGUCGGUGGCGGACUGGGCGCGGACGCGGCUCCUGGAGCUGGCCCUCUACGAGAAACGCUUCCGGCCCGAGGGCCGCGACGCGCCGGACGCCGCGUCGCGCCUCGCGGCCGCGCUCCGGAGGGACCCGGCGCUGCUGGAGGCGCUCGGCCGCGGCGCGCCGGCGGCGGAGACGGCGUUGCGCCUCGAGCACGGCGCCGGCCGGCCGGACCUGGCGCCGGCCUGGCAGAAGGGGUUCGUGGACGUGAGCCCCGCGCGCGUUUUGGUCUUCGGCGACGGCUCCGUGCUCGAUGUGGCCGCGAACGCGCGCGACGCGAGCAGGCCGGAGAUUUUACUCGAGGGGUCCGUGCUCGACUACCUCACGGGCGCCGCCGCGGCGGUCUUCCGCGAGGAGGGCGCCCAGCCCAUCGAGUUCCUCGGCGACGGCCGCACGCGGCACCACCCGGAGGCCGUCAAGCACGCGCUCGCCGAGGCCGCGCGCGAGGCGCCGCCGGAGCCCACGGACGCGGCCAAGGCCGAGGAGGGGCGCAUCGCCGAGGCGGGGAUCGAAGAGGCGGAGGAGUGA
Messenger RNA from Aureococcus anophagefferens, 1047 nucleotides. RefSeq lists its product as hypothetical. NCBI's taxonomy places the organism in Eukaryota, Pelagophyceae, Pelagomonadales, Pelagomonadaceae. The record is from RefSeq and is a predicted model, not a curated record. The transcript is spliced from 2 exons. The coding region runs from base 1 to 1047 and encodes 348 amino acids.